This is a messenger RNA of Sphaeramia orbicularis (orbiculate cardinalfish), 3104 nucleotides long. It is a transcript of the gene spag1a, whose product is annotated as sperm associated antigen 1a. Gene Ontology annotation, molecular function: protein binding. Bases 56 to 1249 code for a protein of 397 amino acids. NCBI's taxonomy places the organism in Eukaryota, Metazoa, Chordata, Actinopteri, Kurtiformes, Apogonidae. The record is from RefSeq and is a predicted model, not a curated record. The transcript has 8 exons. Gene Ontology annotation, cellular component: cytosol.
CUCAGAGAGAAGAGGCGAGGACAGGUGUAGAAAUACACCACAAAGAGAGGGAGCGAUGGGAAAUGCGCAGGAGAAACCCCCAGGAGGAGGAGGAGCAGCAGGAGGAGCAGGAGGGAGACCGGAUCAGAGCACAGGAGGGAGCGGGAGCAGAAGCCGGGGAGGAGGGGUUAACGUGGGAAAGCCCCACAGUCCGAGAAGUCCAGAGGAGAGGCUGGGCAAUGGCACACAGGAGAACAGCCCCGGAGGUGCACAGGAAGUGCAGCACAGCCCCGCAGUGGACACCAGUUACCUGGACGCCCCUGCCGGAAGUCUGCCUCCUCACCUGGGCCGACUGAAGAAUGAAGGGAACCACCUGUUCAAACACGGACAGUUUGGGGAUGCACUGGACAAGUACAGCCAGGCCAUCGACGGCUGCGCACAGGCAGGCAUUGAUAAUCCAGAAGACCUGUGCAUCCUGUACUCCAACAGAGCUGCCUGUUAUCUGAAAGAUGGAAACAGCACAGACUGCAUACAGGACUGUACCAAGGCUUUGGAGCUGCAGCCCUACUCCUUGAAGCCCCUGUUGCGUAGAGCUAUGGCCUAUGAGUCACUGGAACGUUACCGGAAGGCAUACGUGGAUUACAAGACGGUCCUGCAGAUAGACACCGGGGUGCAGGCGGCUCACGACAGCGUCCACAGGAUCACCAAGCUGUUGAUUGAACAGGACGGGACCCAGUGGAGGGAGAAGCUUCCAGAGAUCCCCGUUGUCCCACUGUCUGUGCAGCAGCAACACCGAGAGAAGCCCGUGAGCAUCGAGCAGGCCAAGGCCCGAGCUGCCAGGGCUGCGCAGGAGGAAGCUAGAAGACAAGAGGCUCACUUCACUUUACUGAAACAAGAAGGCAACGAUCUGGUGAAGAAAGGCCAGUUUCAGGAGGCGCUUGAAAAGUACACCCAGAGUCUGACCAUUAAACCAAAUGAGUGUGCUGUCUUCACAAACAGAGCCAUUUGCUUCCUCAGAUUGAACCGCUUUGCAGAGGCCAAACAGGACUGCGACUCUGCACUGCAACUGGAGCCAAGCAAUAAGAAAGCCUUCUACAGACGAGCCCUGGCUUAUAAAGGCUUAAAGGACUAUCUAUCAGCUAGCAGUGAUCUCCAGGAGGUCCUCCAGCUGGACCCAAACGUCCGCGAGGCUGAGCAGGAGCUGGAGGUGGUGACCAGUCUGUUGAGACAGAGCUUGAUGGACGGCACUGCACAAGCACCGAGGGUCUGAGGAUAGUUUGUGGAGCAACAUGGAGACUCAGAAACAAAUACACUGCAGCAGGUUUAAGGGGAAAAGACUUCUAAAGCCAUCCACUGCAGGAAAAAAGACAGAAAAUACAAACACUGGAUACAAGUGAGGAUUUCUGCAGAGAGAGCUCCUUUGACAACCAGCUUUUCAGCACUGCACCAUCUGUAACGUAUGCAAACCCUUCAAGUUGAACAGUUGAACAGAAAAGGCAGCUUUGUUUCAGAAAAGGGCUGUCAUGGAAUGGUACUCACUGGCCUACACUACAACUCAUUCACAUUAUAAGGAAAUGUGCUGCAUGGGGGGGGGGGGGGGGGUAUGUGUGCCUUAAUGAGAUUUCUACUACAAUUAAGAUGAAAUACACCGAUCUAAUGUCAUUGCUGUCAUACAGAGGCUGUUGUUUGGGCCCAGGUACAGCCUGCAGGUUGUGUUGUAAUCCAGAGGCUCACACAGUUUGAAUCUGUUUUCAUCCAGCUAGUUCUCAUACAUCUGGGAAUGUGUUUACAUGAACUGUCAUGACAGCUGUGUUUAAUCGAUCAUCAUCAACACACAUUUUGUUCCAACAGUUAGACUGCUAGAGGUCAGUGCUGAAGUCAGUGUUAGUCGUCAGAUUCCGUUUCAGUUGAAUAUUCUGCUGCUGAGGUUACGGCUUCAUUAAAUUAGGUCUCAGGUUCGGUCUUGAAUGUAACCAAACUGACUGUGUGUGUGUGUGUGUGUGUGUGUGAGACUGUGUGUUAAGCAGUAAAUUAUUUCAGUGUGACACAGUAGUAUUCAGUUUUUUUCGUAUAUCCAUUCUAACUGAUAUCUGUCCACAAUACCAGUUACAACAGUAACUAGACAUUCAACUGAUGUUCAGUGUCUCAAACUGAAUCCAAGUCCUAAUGAAUGUGGUGUAAAGUCUGACCACCAGUGGCGGCUCGUCAAUAGAGGGCGCUAGGGCGCCGCCCCACCUAUCUCACAUGAAGAGGAAGACGAUAGGAACACAUACAUCUAAUAAUUUUACAAAACCAUGAAUAAAGGAGCUGUACAUGAUCCAGCCUGUGAGUGCUGUGUAUGAUCUGCAUUCACAUGUAGUUUAAAGAUACUUUUGGCUGUUUAGUGAGCAGUCAAGUCACAUGUUUACUGUUUAGGGCACGAAAACCUGCGCCCAAGGCUCUCCCUUUACCAUGACAGACUGUCCUUAUAAAUGACACCUGUGCAGUAGACCCCCCUCCAAUACAAGAGAUAGGAGAGCCUUAAAGACCACCCACAGGAGGAAACAGCACAUCCAAUAAAGAAUCCAGCGCUUCCUCAGAUGUGGAAUCAGCGAACAGGUCUGUAGGUCAUACUCCCAUCAUGUUCACAGGCAGCAGGAGGACUCAGUGGGUAUCACUACUGCCUGGUUCCAGUGGUCAAGUUCACAUCUUUUAGCCCUUAUGUUGAUUUUCUAUGUUUUCAAUGCCAUGCAUUGGCCAUAUUAUCAGUGGAAACAUGCCUGAGUUUAACAGUAGACUGAUGGAAAAAUGCUGAAAUUCAUGCAUAAAAAUCCAUGACUGAAAACACAUACUGUGUAUUUUUUUAUUUUAAUUUAACUUAAUAUUUUGAAACAGUGGUGCAUGUUCUUUGGCGUAUCCUAGUGGUGAUAUGUGGUUAUAGUGCAUCAGAAAACUGACUUGUACAAUACACCCCCCCAAAAACAGUUUCACCAGCCGCCACUGCUGAUCACAAGUACGUUUACUGAUAUGAAUGAGGUGAGCAGAGCGAUGAGCGAUGUGAGGAUCUAAUCCAGUCUGAGAGUCACUGUCUGCCUCAAACUAAUGUGGAGGUCGUCAACCUAAGCCUUACUCACCCACAAAUAUAC